CUCUCACAGGCGGCCAUUUUGGAUCUAAAAACACAUUUGGCAUCAAAACAAUUUUCUGUUCAGGUUUUACAAAACUGAAAUUAAUCAUGUCCUAAGAAAAGCAAUUGCUUUAUAACUGAUUGUUUUUAUAACAUUUUCUUGAGUUUAUUCUAAAGAUAAGAGAUUCCUCUAACGGUUAGUGGUAAAAAAAAAUGUUUUUUCUCUUACUAUGUCCAAAAUAUUUUAAUCAGAAAAAUUAGAAAUUUUCAAAUAACAAGGAAAAAAUAUAGGGAUACGUAAAUCUUAAUUUUUUAACCAUACACUUAGAAAAUUCAUUCAGCUUUCCAAUGAUAACAAAUUUACUAUGAUUAAACGAGUCAACAACUCUUUAAAACUUAGCACACUUUUUCCAUGUACUAAAAUUUCACUAAGGUCGUGAUGACCUUUUAUCAAUAAUACCAGUUUUUUACAUUAGUAAAAUAAAAUUAGUGUACACUAAAACAUGUAAAAUUGAAUUAUUCUAUUCUGUAUACUAGUCCAAUAUUAUUGAUUAUUAACAUAAAAUGUAAUAAAGAUCUGUAUGCUUGGGAGUUCUUUUGGACAGUCGAUGUCGAGACACAAGAAGCUAAAAUCUGUAAAUCUAGUUAUAUACUCAAUUUAUGAUCAUGGAUCAUAAUUUUAUUGAAUCUGAAAAAUUGGACAAAUCAGAAGCUCAGUCUAAUUGCCUAGAUACUAAAUCCACAGGAAUUGAUGUUGAAGAUAAUGGACAUGGUGAGGAUUGUAAAUCAACCGGUAUACACUUUUUCCCUCCUUUAUAUGCCAAGCGAUAUCGUCUAGCUGUGGAAACACUUACAAAAUAUGAUAUCAAAAGUGUUAUAGAUUUUGGCUGUGCUGAGUGUCACUUUGUGAAACAUCUUUCUUCUGUGCCUUGUCUGGAGGCCAUAGCAUUAGUGGACAUCAACAAAGAGCUACUGGUUUCAAAACAGAAAACUAUAGCUCCAGAACUACGUCACUUUAUCUUCAAAAGAAAAAACCCACUUCAUGUCUCUCUACUGGCUGGAAGUGCAGAGGAGACAGACUCUAGAGUUUCCCAUUUUGAAGGAGUAACAAUGAUAGAACUUAUAGAACACUUGUAUCCUGAUGUACUGCAGAAAGUGACACACAAUGUUUUUGGUAACAUUAAGCCUAGACUUUGUUUAGUCACCACUCCAAACUCUGAAUUCAAUGUGCUUUUCAAAAAUGCUGACCCUAACAAAUUUCGUCACUGGGAUCAUAAAUUUGAAUGGAACCAAACAGAAUUUAAAUCUUGGUGUGAGGAAAUUUGCAGAAGAUAUAAUUACAUAGUUGAAUAUACAGGUGUGGGACUUUUACCUGACAAAGAAACUCAUCAUCUAGGGUAUUGCAGUCAGGCUGCUGUGUUCUGUCUAAAUCACCAGAGGGUUUUCAGCCAAAGUCUUUCAAAUGAACAUUUUUCUCUUUGUUAUGAAUUGAUUGCUGAAGCAGAUUAUCCUUUUGAGAAAGAGACUUGUUCUUUGAAUGAGAGAAUAGAUCUGGAAGUGAAAUAUUGUGUUCAGUAUCUGGCUUCAUCUUUACGUAAGGAAAAUUCUGGCAAUGAUGAAGGCCCAGUGGCCCUACAAAUAUCGAGAAUUCUUAAUUUUCCUAACAUCAAAUCUUUCUGUGAUGAAGAUGCUGUUAGGGAAAGCUUACAUCGAUGUGAAUACCAAAUAUCUGAUGAUCAGCUCAUUGUUUAUGUGCCAGAAGAAGAGAAUGAUGAAAAUGAUGUUAACACUGAAGAAGAUCAAUGUGUCGCCCAUCAAGUAUGUCAAGACUAUGAGAUGCAUCUAGAAAGUUGGGAUUAAACAACAGAAAAUGUGUGUCUUUGUCUUUCAAUAGACCUGUGCUCUAAGGUGGUUGUAAAUAUGUACCUUUCUGAAUUACAUUGGCUUAAGCAAGUUUUUUUGUUAAAUAAAACUUUUUUUUAAAGUA
Messenger RNA from Biomphalaria glabrata, 1965 nucleotides. Its product is annotated as small RNA 2'-O-methyltransferase-like. The transcript is spliced from 8 exons. The record is from RefSeq and is a predicted model, not a curated record. NCBI's taxonomy places the organism in Eukaryota, Metazoa, Mollusca, Gastropoda, Planorbidae. Gene Ontology annotation, cellular component: cytoplasm; nucleus. Gene Ontology annotation, biological process: RNA methylation; piRNA processing; siRNA processing. Gene Ontology annotation, molecular function: RNA methyltransferase activity; O-methyltransferase activity. The coding region runs from base 639 to 1838 and encodes 399 amino acids.